CCUUGCCCACAGAGCAUUCGCAAACGAUUGGCAUCACCGACAUGUUCAAGAAGGUAACUCUGUUGUGCUUGGCAGCUCUGGCUGUGGCUAGGCCGGAUAAGCCAGCUCCUUCUGCUGGGUAUGGGUACUCUGCCCCUACACAGCCCCCUCCUCCCCCAGUCUACAGUCCCCCUCAACCAACAUACUCUGCCCCUGAACCAUCCUAUUCCGCCCCUGCUCCAUCCUACGAGGAACCUGAGGAAGGGAUGCCCUUUGACUUCGAGUUCGCCGUGAACGACCAGUACAAGGGCCUCGACUUCGCCCACGACUCCGAGUCCGACGGAAAUGUUGUCAAGGGCGAGUACCACGUCCUCCUCCCCGACGGUCGCACUCAGAUCGUCACUUACACCGCCGACGCCUACAACGGAUACCAGGCUGAGGUCACUUACGAGGGCGAAGCCCAGUACCCGGAGCCCCAGCCUUACACGCCUGCCCCUGCUUACUCGGCCCCUGCUCCUGCUUAUUCAGCCCCUGCCCCAGCCCCCCAACCUUCCUACUCAGCCCCAGCCCCCCAACCUUCCUACUCAGCCCCAGCCCCUACCUAUCAGCAGCCCGACUCUCUCUACGGUCCUCCCAGAAAUUAAGAAGCUGGCGGCAAGUCUCAACUUCUAUGUAGAUUAUAAUUUAUGUGAGCAAGAAAAUAUACAAGCUAUCCAGUA
Macrobrachium nipponense is the source of this 698-nucleotide messenger RNA. RefSeq names its product cuticle protein 19-like. The coding region runs from base 42 to 623 and encodes 193 amino acids. Gene Ontology annotation, cellular component: extracellular matrix. Lineage: Eukaryota; Metazoa; Arthropoda; Malacostraca; Decapoda; Palaemonidae. The record is from RefSeq and is a predicted model, not a curated record. The transcript has 3 exons.